UACCCGUGGCCUUCAUCUCAAUACAACUGUAGCGCAAACUCAUGUUUGAUAAAUUUACUAUCUUUGAGUAUUGUAUUGUACCUGAUAAAAAAUAUUAUCUAACAAUGUACUGUGCAAUAUUUGUUGUCGUCACUAUUGCUUUGCUACCGGCUAGCGAAGGUGCGUCUCUUUCAACAAACAUGACGAAAGAUAUAAAAGUGUUGGUAUCUUCAAACGAUUAUCCAGAACCUGGAUUAAAAAUUCUUCAAGAACACUUUACGGUUCUGGUAAGUCGUUUUUCUAAUUUUGGCGAAGAGGGCCUAAAGGAGAAUCGAGAGGAACUUCUAAAACUAAUCCCAGGAUGUUCAGCACUCGUGUGGAUAUCUCAUCACCCAAUCACAAAAGAGCUUUUAGACGCAGCAGGUCCCCAACUGAAAAUAGUGAGCACAAUUUCAGCUGGCUACAACCAUUGCAACGUCCCAGAACUCAAAGCUAGAGGCAUCAAGCUCACCAACACACCUAACGUUCUAAGCUCGGCAGUAGCAGAGAUAGCCGUUGCGCUUAUGCUGGGCGCGGCUAGACGCUUCACGGAGAACCUGGAUCAAGUGCACAGAGGAGUAUGGGAGAUGGGCUUCCAAAAAGUACUGGGCCAGGAUCUUCGUGGGAGCACAGUGGGUAUAGUAGGUUUGGGUGGGAUUGGUCAAGCUACAGUUAAGCGGCUGGCCGGUUUCGAAGUCGCUAAAUUCAUCUAUACAGGUCACAAAGAAAAACCUGAAGGUAAAGCUUUGAACGCAGAGUUCGUUAGCUUAGACACAUUGUUGGCUGAGAGCGACUUCAUAGUAUUAGCGGUCCCACUGAACGAAGAGACCAAGCACAUGAUCAACCAAGCCACCUUGGCUAAGAUGAAAAAGAACGCUGUCUUAGUAAACGUUGGGAGAGGAGAGUUGGUCGAUCAAGACGCACUAUAUGAUGCUCUGAAGAACAGAACCAUCUACGCUGCUGGACUGGACGUCACUACCCCAGAACCUUUGCCCAAAGAUCAUAAGCUGUUCACCUUACCCAAUUUGUUUGUCCUGCCACACAUUGGAAGUGCUACUGUUCAUACUCGUGACGACAUGGGCAUUCUCGGUGCGAACAACAUUGUCAAUGAGUUUACUGGAAAACCCCUUAUUACCCCUGUUUUACCUUAACAUCUUUACAGCUGUAAUUAUUAUAUUACUUUAUGAUCAUCUUGACUAAAUAAAUGCAUGAGCUCUUUAA
This is a messenger RNA of Aricia agestis (brown argus), 1239 nucleotides long. Its product is annotated as glyoxylate reductase/hydroxypyruvate reductase-like. Gene Ontology annotation, molecular function: hydroxypyruvate reductase (NADH) activity; glyoxylate reductase (NADPH) activity; hydroxypyruvate reductase [NAD(P)H] activity. The transcript is spliced from 7 exons. The coding region runs from base 42 to 1169 and encodes 375 amino acids. Lineage: Eukaryota; Metazoa; Arthropoda; Insecta; Lepidoptera; Lycaenidae. The record is from RefSeq and is a predicted model, not a curated record. Gene Ontology annotation, cellular component: cytosol.